AUGGAGGAAGCAAAACAUCCUGAACUGUGGGUUGGAUCAUGGAGGCCCCACAAACCAAGAGGGCCCAUAGCUGCCCUCUAUGGAAGCCCAGGGCCGAAGUAUGCGCUGCCCGGACUCACAGGUGUUUCUAAACAUGACCCUACUAAAUUCAAAGCACCAAUGUUCAGCUUUGGGACACGUCAUGACCAGGGAAUGUUUAGCUGCUCCCCUGGACCAAAGUACCUCAUCCACUCUAACAUCACCAGAACAGGGAAAGACGGCGCUCCUGUGUAUUCACUGCACAGCCGCUCAAAGGAGCAGGGAUUGUUCCAGGGCCCUGGACCAGGCCAGUACUCCCCUGAGCUUUCAGGAAAGAUGACGUAUCACUCUGCUCCUGCUUAUUCUCUGUUUGGGAGAAGCAAAGACUCAACAAUCAACAAAACACCAGGUCCAGCCUCUUACACACUGCCCUGUGUACUGGGGCCCGGGACGGUGGUCACAUCAGCUCCUGCCCACUCACUCCGUGGACGCAGCAAAACUGGAAGCUUCCACGAGGACCUGACCAAGACUCCUGGCCCUGCUGCCUACAAAGUAGUGGACCCCUGUACUUACAGUCAGAAACCGCCACGGUUCAGCAUGACGGGCCGCAACUUUGCUCCCGGGGAAACCACACAGAAACCAGGGCCUGGUUCCCACUGUCCUGAGCGGGUGACCCAGACAAAAUCGAAAGCUCCGAGCUUCUCCUUCGGGAUUCGUCACUCAGAAUUCAUCUCACCCCUCAUUGUCGUUGUGCCUGAAUGA
This is a messenger RNA of Limanda limanda (common dab), 780 nucleotides long. It is a transcript of the gene cimap1b, whose product is annotated as ciliary microtubule associated protein 1B. Gene Ontology annotation, cellular component: cytoskeleton. The record is from RefSeq and is a predicted model, not a curated record. Lineage: Eukaryota; Metazoa; Chordata; Actinopteri; Pleuronectiformes; Pleuronectidae. The transcript has 7 exons. Bases 1 to 780 code for a protein of 259 amino acids.